AUGGCGUGUCCUUUUGACAACGAUCCUGUGGAUGAAACAUUUCCAGACAAUUAUCUUUUUGAGCGGUACCGUUCCACAUCAUAGUCCAUCAUUUACAUAUACAACCUAAUCCGUUCUUACAUUUGCAACAUUACCAACCGUAGUCAUGCUCUCACAUGCCAGCAGAUAUUGUGUGUUGCACUGUGUUUCUUUGCAAAUGGAAGUUUUUUGUAUAAUGUCAAGGCCACAGUAUGCAGGGCAGUCAGAAAAGUGUGCCUCGCCCUGAAACGGCUUUUACACAUGUUUGUCGUUUUCCCUGGACAUAAACCUGUCAGAGCCAUCAAGGAGGAGUUCCACAGGACUGCAGGAUUUCCCAGUGUGAUUGGCUGCAUAGAUGGCACCAACAUCCUCAUCACGGCUCCCUCACAUAAUGAAGCUGAUAAUGUGAAUAGGAAGUCCAUUCACAGCAUAAAUGUGCAGAUCAUAUGUGAUUCUGCAUACAUCAUUUCGAAUGUGGAGGCCAAGUGGCCUGGGUCUGUUCAUGACUCAAGGAUUUAUCACGAGUCUAACCUAAGCAACAGACUGCAGCAUGGAGAGUUUGAUGGCCUUCUGCUGGGUGACAGCGGUUACCCAUGCCAUCGUAGGCUGCUGACCUCUUACCCUUGA
Mugil cephalus (flathead mullet) is the source of this 645-nucleotide messenger RNA. Its product is annotated as putative nuclease HARBI1. NCBI's taxonomy places the organism in Eukaryota, Metazoa, Chordata, Actinopteri, Mugiliformes, Mugilidae. The transcript has 5 exons. The record is from RefSeq and is a predicted model, not a curated record.